Messenger RNA from Ogataea philodendri, 477 nucleotides. RefSeq lists its product as uncharacterized. Lineage: Eukaryota; Fungi; Ascomycota; Pichiomycetes; Pichiales; Pichiaceae. The record is from RefSeq and is a predicted model, not a curated record. Bases 1 to 477 code for a protein of 158 amino acids. The transcript is spliced from 2 exons.
AUGAUCUUGCCCACGGCCCCGGCCUCUUCCCAGGUCUCGCGAGCCGCGGUCAUGCUGAAACUGUCGAUCUCGUCGGACUCAAUGCCGCCCUUCGGCAGAAUCCAGCGGUCCUUGUGCUUUGAGGACGAGAUCAGUAGCACUUUGGAGUGGUCCGAGUUCAAUACAACGCACCCAGCAACCAGCCGGGCCCCCGUUGCUUUGUUGAAGAUCUGGUCCUUGCGGCCCUCGCGGGCGGCGUCGGUCUUCUGGAACGACCGGACAUUGUCGUUGGAAUUGCAUUGCGCCACGUCGACACUCCAUCAAGCACAAGAUGUCGUCCUCUCUGACUGGACCUUUGACGUUUCUGACGAUGGUUCUGGAAGUGUCGUCCAAGAACUCAACUCUGACCUGGGUGACACCACCUCUGGAUCCGGUUCUACCAAGAACCUUGAUGACUUUAGCAAGAGUGACUGGAGUUUUCGAGUCCUAAAGGGUUAG